Messenger RNA from Gossypium arboreum, 708 nucleotides. RefSeq names its product putative disease resistance protein At5g05400. Lineage: Eukaryota; Viridiplantae; Streptophyta; Magnoliopsida; Malvales; Malvaceae. The coding region runs from base 1 to 708 and encodes 235 amino acids. Gene Ontology annotation, molecular function: ADP binding. The record is from RefSeq and is a predicted model, not a curated record. The transcript has a single exon.
AUGGCGGGAGAGUUUUGCUUGGCUGCUGCUUCUAAUGCCGUAGGAACACUGAUGGUUGACUAUUUGGUGAAGCCAAUAGACCGUCGUAUUCGCUACUUAUUUCGUUUUCAUAAGUUAAUUGAAGACCUCCACCAACAGCAAAGCAAUCUGAAAAGAGAACAAACUCGAGUUGAAGAAGACGUUAAGGAGGCAAAACUGCAGAUUCACACUCAAGUAAUUGAGGACUAUGUAGAUGAAUGGCUGAAAAAUGUAGACAAUGCCUUGAAAGAUGUACAGAAUUUGGACAGCAGAGUUGAAGAAAAUAAGAGAUGCUUCCGUUGGUGUCCUAAUUGGUGUUGGCGAUAUCAAUUAGGCAAGGAGAUAGAGAAGAAGACAGUGUAUAUCAGUAAACUUGUAGAAGACUCUCACUUUGAACGAAUCGGCCAUCGUGCGGAACUUCCUGGCCUAGAAUUCUUCACAUCUAAAGAUAUUGUGGCUUCCAAAUCUUCAACUGCUGCAUUCAACAAUAUCAUGGAAGCAUUAGAGGAUGACAAAGUUAACAUGAUCGGGGUGUGGGGGAUGGGAGGGGUCGGCAAAACCACCAUAGUCAAAGAAGUCGGUAAAAAAACCAAAGAAUUAGGAUGUUUUCGUAAAGUUAUUGAAGUUGUUGUUCCCAAAAUUCAAUCAUUGAAAAUAUUCAAGAUAAAGCAGCAGAUUUCUUGUUCUUAG